This is a messenger RNA of Candida dubliniensis CD36, 2151 nucleotides long. RefSeq names its product ERMES complex Ca(2+)-binding regulatory GTPase. Bases 1 to 2151 code for a protein of 716 amino acids. NCBI's taxonomy places the organism in Eukaryota, Fungi, Ascomycota, Pichiomycetes, Serinales, Debaryomycetaceae. Gene Ontology annotation, cellular component: mitochondrial outer membrane. Gene Ontology annotation, molecular function: calcium ion binding; GTP binding; GTPase activity. The transcript has a single exon. Gene Ontology annotation, biological process: mitochondrion organization; regulation of mitochondrion organization; small GTPase-mediated signal transduction. The record is from RefSeq and is a predicted model, not a curated record.
AUGUCUCCAGAUGCAAUUCGAGUUGUAGUUUGUGGAGAUGAUGCAGUUGGGAAAUCAUCAUUGAUUACCUCAUUGAUUAAAGAAACCAUAAUUGAACCACAAACAAAUAAUGUUUUACCACCAAUAACAAUAUCUCGAAAUGAUUAUAUUGAAAGCAGUCAAAGUCAAGAAUAUCUUAAUGAUCAAGAACAUCACCAACAUCAACUGCCUAUUUCAACAACUAGAACCAAACGGAAAAACAACCACAACCAUAAACGUGAACGUGAACGGGAACGGGAAUCUUCAAUUAACAAUGUACAACCUAAUGAAAUCCUGGAAUAUAUCCCCAAUAUAACAACAAUCAUUGAUACAACAUCAUCAGAUAUGACUAAUUUACAAAAAGAAUUAAAACGAGCUGAUGUUAUUUGGUUGGUUUAUUCUGAUCAUUAUACUUAUGAACGGAUUUCAUUACAUUGGAUGCCAUUAUUUCGAUCUAUGGGAGUUAAUUUACCAAUUAUAUUAUGUGCUAAUAAAUCAGAUUUAUUUUCUAAAUCAAGUUUAAAAUCAACUAAUUCUGAUGAAUUUGUUCCACUUAUUAAUGAAUUUAAAGAAAUUGAAGCUGGAGUUCGAUGUAGUGCUAAAAAUAAUUAUAAUGUUGUUGAAGCAUUUUAUUUAUGUCAACGAGCGGUGACUCAUCCUAUUUCACCAAUUUUUGAUGCUAAAGAAGGAAAUUUGAAACCUGGAGCAAUUAAACCUUUGAAGAGAAUUUUUUGUUUAAGUGAUACUGAUCAAGAUGGAUAUUUAAAUUUUGAAGAAUUAUCCGAAUUACAUAAGAAAUGCUUUGGUAUAGAAGCUAGUGAAUCGGAUUAUGAAGAAAUUGUCAAUAUGAUUGAUCAAAAAAUUUUACCAACUUAUAAUGCUACAACAAUGGAAACAGAAACAGUACCACAACAUUCACAACCAACAACUGUUAGUAAUGGUUCUGAUGGUACAACUACAAGCAAAGGUAUAUCAGAAGAUGGAUUUAUUUUAUUGAAUAAAAUCUAUGCUGAAUCAGGAAGACAUGAAACUGUAUGGUGUAUAUUACGAGCUUAUCAUUAUACCAAUUCAUUAUCAUUAAGUGAUAAAUUCUUAUAUCCUCGAUUAGAUGUUAAUCCUCAUUCUAGUGUUGAAUUAAGUCCUACCGGAUAUAAAUUUUUCGUUGAUUUAUUUAUUAAAUUUGAUAAAGACAAUGAUGGUGGAUUAAAUGAAGAUGAAUUAAAUAAUUUAUUCCGAUCGACUCCAGGGAUUCCUAACUUAUGGGUUGAAUCGAAUUUCCCUUCAUCUAUUGUUUGUAAUGAAGAAGGAUAUAUUACAUUACAAGGAUGGUUGGCACAAUGGAAUUUAACUACUUUUUUAAGUUAUAAAACCACCUUAGAAUAUUUGGCCUAUUUAGGAUUUGAUGAAGGGAAUUCAACCAAGGCUCUUAAAGUGACUAAGCCAAGGAAAAUUAGACAGAAAAAUGGUAAAACUUAUCGGAAUGCGGUUAAUGAUAGAAAUGUAUUCAAUUGUUUUAUAGUGGGUGCGCCGAAAGCUGGGAAAAGUUCAUUAUUGGAACUGUUUUUACAUGGUAAUUAUAGUGAUAUUUAUUCCCCAACGAUUAAACCAAGAUUAGUAGUUAAAGAUAUAGAAUUACGUGGGGGGAAACAAUGUUAUUUGAUUUUGGAAGAAUUAGGGGAAUUAGAACCAGCAAUAUUGGAAAAUAAAUCUCGAUUGGAUCAAUGUGAUGUGAUUUGUUAUGCUUACGACUCUUCUGAUCCAGAAAGUUUCCAAUAUCUUGUUGAAUUACGAGAAAAACAUGGUCAUUUAUUAGAUGAAGUACCAGCAGUAUUUGUUGCAUUAAAAGCCGAUUUGGAUAAACAACAACAACGAUGUGAUGUCCAACCAGAAAAUUAUACUCGUGAUUUAUUUUUAAAUUCACCAUUACAUGUUUCAUUAGCAUGGAAUUCUUCUCUUCAUGAAAUGUUUAUUCAGUUGGUUGAUGCUGCUAAAACCCCAUCUAGUGCCACACCGGGAAUUGAAUUAGAAGUGACAGCAGAUCAAGAAGAUAUUAAACAUAUAGUUAUGACAGGAGCAGCAAUAACUGUGGUGGGAUUGGUAUCAAUCUGGGUACUAAAUAGUCUUCGACGAUAA